Molecule: messenger RNA, 1514 nt
Organism: Diaporthe batatas
Lineage: Eukaryota; Fungi; Ascomycota; Sordariomycetes; Diaporthales; Diaporthaceae
Exons: 3
Coding region: 381-1196 (271 amino acids)
Source: RefSeq, a predicted model, not a curated record
ACAGAUAAAAGCAUGUCCCCUCCCACACUCAUACACUUUCUCAACGCCAUGUUCGGUCUGUGAAACUCAUUCCAUUUCAUAUAGUCUCGAUUUCCUCGUUGUUCCUUCUUAUUUCCUCUCUUUCCUUUCCUUCAGUGUCUCUCUGUUGGGUUUUCUUUCCUAGUCUGUGGGUUUUCCUGUUUCUGUGUCCGCGUCUCGUCUGUCUCUUCUUCGACGUCCGCCACACCACCACGAGUGAAAAGAAAACAAACGAAAAGGGGAAUUCAUUCGAAUUCAGGAUUCAGGCAAAACAACCACCAUACCUACCACCACUCUCGAGCCACCACAAACACACACAACCCAUCAGCCACAACGGGUCAAACAACCACACACCAGCCAAGAUGCGCGCUUCAUCCAUCUUCCUCCCGGCAUUCUGUGCCUCGGUCUUUGCCGCCCCAGCCUACCCAGACCUCAACCUCAAGGCAGCCCUGCCAGAUGAUGCCAUGAAGGACCUGUCCCAAUACUUCAACAUGUUGGCGCAGAAGACCCAGCAGGGCAAGCAGAUGUCCUGGGCACCCACCUGCGACAUGAGCGCCGCCAAGCUUCCACUCGCACCCCAGGCCCUCCCCGACGUCACCUCAGGCCUGAUCCUCAAGCACGUCGCCGUCGGCCGCGGCACCCAGAACUACACCUGCGACACCACCAACGCGACCGCGGCCCCGACCGCCGCGGGCGCCGUCGCGACCCUCUUCAACGCCAGCUGCAUCGCCGGCACCUACCCGGACCUGCUCAACAUGCUGCCGCGCGUCUCCCUGGCCUUCAACCUGACGUCGGGCCCGUACACCAAGAACCUUCUCCCCACCUCGGGCGGCGCCCGCCUCGCCCCCGGCAACUGCGCCAUCAGCGGCCACCACUUCUUCACCGACAACACCACGCCCUUCUUCACCCUCGACACCGACACCCUCAAGCUGGGCACCAUCCCGUGCGCCAAGGUCGCCGCCGUCCCGGCCCCCGAUGACGCACCAAAGGGACAGCUCGGCGAGAAGGCCGUCCCCUGGCUCAAGCUCUCGGCCAAGAGCGGCGCCACCGGCCGCCUGCAGGAGGUCUACCGCGUCGAGACGGCCGGCGGCAGCGCCCCCGCCACGUGCUCCGGCAUGCCCGCCGCCUUCCAGGUCGAGUACAGCGCACAGUACUGGUUCUUCGAGACCGCCUCGUGAAACAAGUGAGGCCAUAGUGCCGUGGGCCAACAAUAACCAUACAUAUUGUUGCUUUUCCCUUCUAUUCUCUUUCUUCUUCUCCAACAAAGUGCGAUACCAUAGUCGAGGCGUCAGGGCGUUUCUCGGGUUUCUUUUCUUCUUCCAGGGGGAGGGAAGGGGGGCCCAUUUCUCACUUCCCGGCCCGGCUCGCUCCCACCCAGAGGGUGUGCUGAUGACUGCGGCGGCGGAAGGAUCGAGGGGCCGGCGUACGUAGGAACUGGGCUUGAGACAUAGCAGCACGCCAACACCACAAUACAACCUUCUAAUUCCCUCUCUGCA